Molecule: messenger RNA, 1203 nt
Organism: Funneliformis geosporum
Lineage: Eukaryota; Fungi; Glomeromycota; Glomeromycetes; Glomerales; Glomeraceae
Source: the annotation of a GenBank genome assembly
AUGACAAUAUUUUUGCAUGGAAGUUUGACGCGUUCGAUGAAUCCUGGCGACAUAGUUAGUGUUUCUGGAAUUUUUCAAGCGACACCUCAUCAUGGUUAUCGGGGUACAACUAGUCUGUUAACUGAUGUUUAUUUAGAAGGUCAAUAUAUAAGUCAGCUGAAAAAGCAAUACAAUAAAAUGAUAACAACUCCUGAAAUCUCGGAAAAGAUACAAGAGCUUGCUCAAGAUCGAGACAUCUAUGACAAGUUGUCAAAAAGUAUUGCACCAGAAAUAUAUGGUCACGAAGAUGUAAAAAAGGCUUUGUUGUUAUUAUUGGUUGGAGGAGUAUCAAAAUUCAUGGGCGAUGGAAUGAAAAUUAGAGGAGACCUGAAUAUAUGUCUUAUGGGAGAUCCCGGUGUUGCCAAAUCUCAGUUGCUUAAGUACAUAUCAAAAGUAGCACCACGUGGAGUAUAUACUACUGGACGUGGUAGUUCUGGAGUUGGUUUGACAGCAUCUGUGACUCGUGAUCCCGUAACCGACGAAAUGAUUUUAGAGGGUGGUGCUCUAGUACUUGCUGACAAUGGUAUCUGUUGUAUCGACGAAUUUGAUAAGAUGGAGGAUGGCGAUCGAACAGCCAUUCAUGAAGUUAUGGAACAACAAACUAUAAGCAUAAGUAAAGCCGGUAUUACGACUACGUUGAAUGCACGGACAUCCAUAUUAGCUGCCGCGAAUCCUCAAUAUGGACGAUAUAAUAUAAAGAAAUCUCCAACACAAAACAUAAAUCUUCCUGCUGCUCUUCUGUCUAGGUUUGAUAUUUUAUUUUUGAUUUUGGAUAAGCACAACGUUGAAGAUGAUGCCAAAUUAGCGGAGCAUGUCGCGCACGUGCAUCAGCAUGGUAAACAUCCAGAAAUGGAAAGUGAUAUUUUGGAUGUUCAAAUGAUUAGACAUUAUGUUGCCGAAGCGCGUUCAAAACGUCCAGUUGUUCCACCUGAUGUUUCAUCGUAUAUGGUUUCUUCUUAUGUUCAGAUGCGUCAAGAACAGGCAGAUGCAAUGGCUAACAAAAAAGCACACACUUAUACUAGUGCACGUUCGCUUUUGGCAGUAAUUCGUUUAUCUCAAGCAUUGGCUCGUGUUCAUCUGAGAGACGAAGUCAUGAGACAGGAUGUUAGCGAGGCAUUAAGACUACUUGAUAAGUGUCAAAAGAAAUAUAAUGUUUUUGAGUGA